AUGCACCGCGAUAUGCAAUUCUCCGGAAGCCCAGCAAUUUCUAUACCUGGGCUCGAUCCGAAAGACGACGUCCCUCCUCCUCUACCUCCACCACGCCAUCUUCCAUUUUUGGAGGGUUCCGCUAAUCCCGAAGACUCGAAGAAGGAAUCGCUCGACCGCUUCAGUUCAUCUACACACAGCGGGUACGGCAGUAUGCACCCAGGGUCCUUUAUGGACGAGAGACCAAGUUAUAAGAGAAGAGGCACUGGAAGUAGCACCAAUGGCGACGAGGGCUAUGCAAGCUACACUGCAACUGAAAGUACUCGGGAUUCUCGACCCACCGAAUUCUUGCACCACAGCAAGUUUCACUUUCAGACCGCAGCUGAUUUGCAUGGCGAUAGCAUGAAGAAGAAAUUGAAUCCGAUCCGCACAUUUGACAGGUCGCCUCGAUCAGCAACAUCCUCAGCCUUGAGUGAGCAAGUACGACGACAACCCGACCGUCGAGCCCCGACCCUGAGCAUGCCUGUCCAACUGCCUAUUCACACCAGAUCACUACUAGAUUCAUCUGCUAGAAUGACGGAUACGCCCAUUUUCUCUGCCGUUUCUCCUCGAUCUGGUCCAUUUCGGCAUUUCCCGGGGGACCAUCGUUUUGCCAAGGAUGGAUCAGAUUAUGACCAAUCACCAAGAGGUCGUUCACAGCGAAAUAAUAGCGACGACGCAUCUUCGACUCAAGGCAGUUAUGAUUUUACUGGUGUAGAAGAUAUGGAGAUUGAUGAGGCCACAUCACCGAAGAGGCUUCACCCAGACGAAGCGUAUGCCAGCGUAGGCCACAAACGAAGGGCAGCUAGUCCUCCAGCAGGAGAUUCUUUACUCCACGGAGUCUCGAGCGAUAUUCGCCGACGAGAACUUGGUUCCCGUGGCUCUCCAACGCCUCGGCUCACUGUCAUGCCCCAGGCUUCGUCUUUAUCAUCCAUGUCCUCUGCGGCUAUCUCUCGUUCCAAUUCUUACAUCUCUACUAUGUCCAUACCGCCCUCCAGUGUAACCACUGCAAUGUCGUUCGGCCGCCGAUCUCCUGGUGCCGCCUCUCCCGGUGGUAUCUCACCUACGUCUUGCAAUUCGCCGUACACAACACCCGCUUCAUUGAACCACAGUCCUCGAAACUCUGUCUCUGGCAGAGGUAAUACACAUGGACGAACCAUCUCCGGAACAAGCCCGAGAAAACUAGCAGAUAUUCAAAAACCUGCGGGGUCUAAGGUUCAGCCAGUUCUUAUGUGCGAGUGCUGCCCUAAAAAGCCGAAGAAGUUUGACACGGCGGAAGAGCUCAGUGCUCAUGAGGCUGAGAAACAAACUCGCUCCAUGUUCGCCGACAUUCGUGGUCGUGUUCAGCACUUUCCGGCUAUGAUCGUGCGUUUCAUGAUUCGACAACCCGUCCCGGAGAAGCCGAUACUUGCGGCUAUUGUGGUGAAGAUUUUUUUCGCUCAGGUAGAGGACCUGGCAAUGGGUCCUUGUCCAGAGGAAUUGUCCCAAAACACGCCACGGACCAAGACUGGGAUGAUCGUAUCCGUCACCUACAAGAUGUUCACAAAUUUGGCGAGUGCAACUCCUCCAAGAAAUUUUAUAGAGCGGACCAUUUUCGGCAGCACUUGA
Molecule: messenger RNA, 1626 nt
Organism: Metarhizium brunneum ARSEF 3297
Lineage: Eukaryota; Fungi; Ascomycota; Sordariomycetes; Hypocreales; Clavicipitaceae
Source: RefSeq, a predicted model, not a curated record